CAGCGUCUGGGGCAGGGAGGGGCUGGCUGGCCGGGCUCCCUUUUGCGGAAGUGGGUGGCUUCGCUCCCCCAGAGUGGAAGGAAGGAGAGAGCGCGAGCCCAGCGGGGUCCUCCGCACCUUUCCCCCAGCGCCGUCUCGACCCGAAGGAGGAUGGCAGGGCGGCUCCCGGCCUGCGUGGUGGACUGUGGCACCGGGUAUACCAAACUGGGAUAUGCUGGUAAUACAGAGCCACAGUUCAUCAUUCCAUCAUGUAUCGCUAUCAAGGAAUCUGCCAAGGUUGUCGACCAAGCACAGAGAAGGGUUAUGAAAGGUGUGGAUGACCUAGACUUCUUUAUUGGGGAUGAAGCAAUAGAAAAACCAACAUAUGCAACAAAGUGGCCAAUCCGUCAUGGAAUAGUUGAAGAUUGGGAUUUGAUGGAGAGGUUUAUGGAACAAGUUAUCUUUAAAUAUUUAAGGGCAGAACCUGAAGAUCAUUAUUUUCUAUUGACUGAACCCCCUCUAAAUACUCCAGAAAACAGGGAAUAUACUGCUGAAAUCAUGUUUGAGUCCUUCAAUGUUCCUGGGCUUUACAUUGCUGUUCAGGCCGUCCUUGCCUUAGCUGCGUCUUGGACAUCAAGACAAGUAGGAGAGCGAACACUGACUGGAACGGUUAUAGACAGUGGGGAUGGUGUCACUCACGUCAUUCCUGUGGCUGAAGGUUAUGUGAUUGGCAGCUGUAUCAAACAUAUUCCAAUUGCAGGACGAGAUAUAACUUACUUUAUUCAACAAUUGCUAAGAGAACGAGAAGUAGGAAUCCCUCCUGAACAAUCAUUGGAAACUGCUAAAGCGGUGAAGGAACGCUUUAGUUAUGUCUGCCCUGAUUUAGUAAAAGAAUUUAACAAGUAUGACGCAGACGGUACCAAGUGGAUCAAACAAUAUACUGGAAUCAAUGCAAUCUCAAAGAAAGAAUUUACCAUUGAUGUUGGCUAUGAGAGAUUCUUGGGGCCAGAGAUCUUCUUUCAUCCUGAGUUUGCUAAUCCAGACUUCACACAGCCUAUCUCAGAAGUAGUAGACGAGGUUAUUCAGAACUGUCCCAUUGAUGUUAGACGUCCGCUAUAUAAGAAUAUUGUCCUCUCUGGAGGCUCCACAAUGUUCAGGGACUUUGGUCGCCGUUUACAACGAGACUUGAAAAGAACUGUUGAUGCCAGACUGAAACUCAGCGAGGAACUGAGUGGUGGCAGACUGAAGCCUAAACCUAUUGAUGUACAAGUUAUCACACACCAUAUGCAAAGAUAUGCUGUCUGGUUUGGAGGAUCAAUGUUGGCUUCCACGCCUGAGUUCUACCAAGUAUGCCACACCAAAAAAGAUUAUGAAGAAAUUGGUCCUAGCAUCUGUCGUCACAACCCAGUUUUUGGAGUUAUGUCUUAAAUCCGACCUGCCAUGAGUUGGAUCUAGGGAGGUUGGCAGAUGGAGGGUCUUUCUCAAUACUUGUUUGUCUGGAUGGCCGGUAUUAAGAUAACAAAACAUGACUUGAAAAUAAGAAAAAAAAGACCAAACACAAUUAAACAGGAAUAUUUUAAUAAGUGUCUCAACAUGCAGAUGUAGUGGGAAGCCAAAAUGAUUCCAAGUGUUUUUUUUCCUUUCGAUUGAAUAUUUGAUCCUGUGCGUAAACAAAACAAAAGAAGUGGGUUUUUGUUCUUUCUGUGCCCUGAUAUUUUGUAUAUUAAUGGAAUAUCCAAGAUUUGAUGGGAUUUGAUGGUGUGUAGAUAGUCAGCUCUAUAAUUCUUCAAUUGUACUCUUACACGUGUACAAUGAGAGAGCUUGUUUAUAUUUCAUACUUUUUUAUACGUUGAGAAAAAUAUCAGUGAAUGAAAGAAAUGUAAUAUUUGACAAGAGAAAUACCAGUGACCAAUUUGAGAUGAAUAAUAAUAAUAAUAAUGCCCACAUGAAGCUCAAUCAUGUGAAUCUCUAGUAACUUCAAAUUAUGACCAAUCUUAAAACUUGGGUUCCACACAAUGCUUUUGGAACUAAGGAGCUAGAAUCUUGGAUUAACUGAUGCCUGCUAGUGCUUUCUGAUUACUCAGUGCAUUUUCAUUCUAUUUCUUGCUUUGGGGGCGGGGGGGAAGUAAAGACAAGACUGUUGGACCAGUAUUGCAGUUCUGUAGUGUCAUUUCUAAUUACAACCAAAUAUUCAAGUUAUCAAAUUAGGUGUAUUCCACCAUUCCAAUAAAGACACAAAAAUUCUUUUUAA
Molecule: messenger RNA, 2230 nt
Organism: Lacerta agilis (Sand lizard)
Lineage: Eukaryota; Metazoa; Chordata; Lepidosauria; Squamata; Lacertidae
Gene: ACTR3
Product: actin related protein 3
Exons: 12
Coding region: 151-1407 (418 amino acids)
Biological process (GO): Arp2/3 complex-mediated actin nucleation
Cellular component (GO): actin cortical patch; Arp2/3 protein complex
Molecular function (GO): actin filament binding
Source: RefSeq, a predicted model, not a curated record